GGAUGGAAGAAGAAGCGGAAGAUGGAGUCGCUGUGGUGGGGAUUGGCUGCAACUUUCCUGGAGGAGAGGGGCUUGAUAAUUUCUGGAAGGUUCUGGUGGAGGGGAGGAACUGUUCUGUUUCGAUCCCCAGAGAGAGGUUUGACAUGGCGAGCUGGUAUGACCCGGAUGACACCAAACUGGGUAAAUCACGCACAGCCAAGGCCGCCCUUAUCGAUGGGUUUAACCAAUUUGACCACAAGUUUUUUGGCAUCAGCGACAGCGAGGCGGAACAAAUGGAUCCUCAACAGAAACAGCUCCUGCAGUGCGUCUACAGAGCUUUGGAGAACGCUGGCAUCCCCAUGGAGAGGGCCAGCGGCACCAGGACAGGAGUGUUUUUUGGCUUAAUGAACAGAGACUACGAGACCAAUGCUGCACACGUGCACCCGACCGUGAUCAGCCACUGGACCGGAACCGGGCUCGCCAUGAGCAUCGCGGCAAACAGAGUCUCUUACAUCUUCAACUUCACCGGACCAUCCCUCUCCUUGGACUGCGCCUGCUCCUCCUCGCUUGUUGCUCUUCAUCUCGCCUGCCAGUCCAUCAAACAAGGGGAUUGCGAAAUGGCUGUUUGUGGAGGCGUUAACUGCAUCAUUGAGCCAAGGGUGUUUGUGGCCCUCAGCAAGGCCAAGAUGAUUUCACCUGAAGGGACGAGCAAGCCUUUCUCCAGCAGGGCGGAUGGUUACGGGAGAGGGGAGGGCUGCGGCGUGGUUCUCUUGAAGCCACUGAAAAAGGCUCUUCAAGACCAUGACCACAUCUGGGGGAUCAUCAGCAAAACCGCCGUCAACCAAGAUGGACAUUCGGUCACUCCCAUUACAAAACCCUCCAUGACACAACAAGAGGACCUGCUGCGCAGAAUCUACUCAGACGCUGAAAUUGCAAAUGUUCGGUACAUUGAGGCCCAUGGGACUGGGACCCCAGUGGGAGACCCGACAGAAGCAGGAAGCAUCUCAAACGUCAUUGCCAAAGCCAGACCUUGCGGGUCAGGGACCCUGCGGAUUGGCUCGGUGAAGGGCAACAUUGGACACACGGAGUCGGCGGCUGGGGUGGCCGGACUGAUUAAAGUUCUGCUGAUGAUGAAGCAUGAAACCAUCGUCCCCUCGGUUUUCUACUCUGAUGAAGCCUCCAGUAUCGACGCCAAAACCCUGAACAUUAAAAUUCCUAAGAACACUGAGAGGUGGGAAUCCACCUCUGCAAGAGUUGCAGGGGUGAACAACUUUGGUUUUGGGGGAACAAACGCACAUGCCAUAGUCAAACAGCACGCACAGACACAUCUAAAGAAACAGAGCAGUGAGAAGAUGGUGAAAUAUUUCGUCCUCUCAGCAAACUCACAGAAAUCUCUGACUAUGACAAUGGAGGACACCAUAAAGCAGCUGGAGGCAGACACCACUGUAGAGCUUGAUUCUGUUUUGUACACAUCAGCCUGUAGAAGAAGUCACCAAAAGCACAAAUACAGAAAAGCCAUCGUGGUUUCAUCUGUAGGGGAUCUUAAGGAGAAACUGAUGGCUGCUGUUGGCAAAGACGUCAGCUCGGCCCUCUCGGAUCCAAGUCUGGUGUUUGUCUUCUGUGGAAAUGGCGUCACUUACCACGGCAUGUGCAAACAACUGCUAAAAAACCAACCCGUGUUCAGAGAAACGAUCAAAGAAAUCUCACAAAUGUUCCAAAAGUUGAGCUCCCUGAACAUCCUAAGCACACUUGAGAGCGAGUUCGAAAGCAGUGACUUCAACAACCCAGACGUCGUCCAGCCGCUCCUCUUUGCCAUCCAGGUUGGAAUCGUCACCCUUCUCGGCCACUGGGGCGUCACGCCGGAUGCUGUGCUUGGACACUCUGUCGGCGAGGUCGCUGCCGCUCACUGCUCCGGCCUACUGUCUCUGGAAGACGCCGUGAAAGUCAUAUUCUUCCGCAGCAGCCUUCAAACAAAAGCUGGUGGUGGUAAAAUGCUUGUGGUCAGCAACAUGGCAGUGUCAGAGGUGGCUUCACUCCUCCCUAAAUACUCUGGAAGUCUUAGCCUUGCAGCCUUCAACAGCCCGCAGUCCUGCACCGUCUCAGGGGAGGCAGAUGCAAUUGAGAGCCUCCUAAAGGAGCUGAACAACUCAAAAAUCAGCCAAGAUCUCUUCCUCCGUGUGCUGGACGUCCCUGCUGCUUACCACAGCCACAUGAUGGACCCGAUUCUGCAGGAACUCGAGGACACAAUUGGCACCUUGCAGAAGAACGAGCUUGACACCGAGUUGUUCUCAACGGUUACAGGAAGAGAAGCCAAGGUCAGAGAUUUCUGCACGGGUGAAUACUGGGCAAGGAACGUCCGUGAGCCCGUUGCUUUUGAGCAAGCUUUGAGGUCAGCGGCUAAAGGGAAGAAAGGCAUAGUCUUUGUAGAGAUAGGGCCAAGAAGAGCGCUGCAGAGAAACAUUAUGGAAACUCUUGGAAGCAACACCGCAGUUCUUGCCUCAGUAGAACCCAAAAAAGAUCACGAGUCAGUCAUCUCACUUGUUUCCAAGUUGUUCGAACUGGGCAUUCAGGUGAACUGGACCACCUUCUACAAAGGCUGUGAAACCACGCCUCUGUUUUUCCCAAAGUACCAGUUUGACUCCUCGGACAGGGACGUGAUCAUUGGAGCCGCCCAGAACAACAAAGCAAGCUCUCAUCCUGUACUCAGUCAGACUGGAAGUGAACGCAACGUCUUCAGCUGUAACUUAACAUCUGACUCAACCUUCUACUUGAAGGAGCACAAGCACAACAACGUACCCAUCAUCCCCGGCGCCUUCUACGCAGAGCUAGGUCUGGCCGCAUUCCUUACCAGCACCAAACCAAGGGUGCCCCUGAACUCGCUGCAGCUCAGCGUCAAGUUUCAAAACCCGUUCAUUUUAACACAGAACUCUGCAAAGAUGAAGGUCCAGUUGGAGCAAAAAGACAAAGAAAGUAGCUUCAAGGUGUUUUCCUCCUCUGCGGUGUACGCUUCAGGCACAGUGGUUUCUAAGACAGAGAGGCUGAUUGAGGAGCAAAGCAUUUCAUUAAGCUCCAUCUCCAAACGAUGCACAUCCGUCGUGAGUUUCCAGGAGUUUUAUGGAUAUCUCUCUCAAGGCGGCUUCCAGUACGGAGAUGUCUUCCAGAAUAAAGCAAAUGUGCACUAUGGGGAGGAUCUCAAGGAGGCUUUUGCAGCGCUUUCAGUUCCAGAAGAGCUCCGACCGCAUUUGCACGACUACUGUAUUCACCCUGUCGUGUUGGACUACUUAAUGCAGCUUCUCCCUGUCACGGUGGAGCAUAUAUUUGCAGGAAGGCCUGGGUUUCCUGCCAAAAUAGGAAGCCUUACUGUGUGUGAACCCUUGCAGAAUGAGAUGAUUAUCUACCUGAGAGCAACUGAUGUGGGUUUAGAUCACGUUGAGGUUUGCGGCUGCUUUGCAGACAAGGAAGGCAGAGUGUUGGCAGAGGUGAAGCACGUGAUAAUCCAGUACCUCGGCAGUCGGGGUCAUGUGGUCGAAGAGUACUUCUACCACAAUGAUUUCAGUGUUGUCCCUGAAAGUGUCACUUUUUGCAACCCACCAAAGGCUUUGGUCUUCUUUGAUCGUCUAAGGAUCUCAAAAGAGUUAGAACAGCAUUUGGAUCCAAAAUCUAGAUAUGUUUCCAUCACACAUGCAAAGGAUAUGUUGAGCAAAGGAUUUUGUUCUCUUCUUUCAAACCUCCAUAUUCAAGAUAUUAAGGAAGACUUUGAUGAGGUAAUAUUUUUGUGGGGCAAAAAUCUCACGUCAAAAUCGCCGGACGUCGUCUUGCAAAAUCUUGCAAGUUGCUGCGAGAUUUUACGCCAAAUUGUCCUGGAGCUGAAGGGGAUUCAGUUCCCCAAAGCCAUCAGAGCAGUGACCUAUCGCUCAUCGGACAUCACUGUGGAUCACAUAAGUCCAGGAUUUGCUGUUGCUGGUAUGGUGAGGUCUUUUGCAGCAGAGAUCCCUGAUCUUUCUUUUCAACUGAUUGACUUGGGCUCCAUCUCUGCCGAGGACAUUAAAGCUCUUUCUGAAGUCCUAAGAUCGCACCCGUGUGAAAAGUACCCAGAGCUGGUCGUAAAAGACGGGCGGAUCUUAAAACCUUCAAUUGUCCGUACCCCACUGGAAGUCACUGACCAUGCAAAGGGUAUUGACCCCUCCACAGCCACUAAGCUUUUCGCCUUUCAGACAGCUGAUGCACACAUGGUGACUCAACUGAGUGCAGUUCCUCACCACGAGGAGUCGGAUCCAAUCAAUGACACAUCGGUUGAAAUUCAACCCAGCAGGAUAUGUGUUCAUUCUUCUGAUUACUUCCCAGUCAGCGCCUCCCAUCUCAGUUUUGGGCAGACGCUCUACUGGAGCAAGCACUCAUCUCAGAGCCAAAGGCUAAUUGCGCUUGACUUUAGCGGUACUGUUACUGCAGUCGGAAAAGAUGUCAGGAGACUCAAAGCCGGGGACCACGUUGCUUGUUGUUAUCCAGUUACGGCUGCUAGUAAGAUUCAAGUGCCGGAGGACGUGUGUUAUAGCCUCAAAAGGCUCCCGUUCCUUCAAGAAACACCUUGUGUCUCCUACUUUGUGCUAUCUUGGGAGAUGCUUCAUCGAGUCUUGCCUAAACCCAAACAGAAUCUGGGGAUCAUUUGCCCAGCCAUCGAUUCAGCUCUUGUGAAAGUCUUGGAACUUACUGCAAACAAUUGUGGUUGGAGCGUGAUUUUAAGCACACAGUGCAACGGAUCUUUUGUAGACGUCAAUCGACUGGAGACAUUCGUCAUCCUGCCACCGUUUGAUGAGUCUUUCACUGUGAAGACGUGCACUUUCCCAGGUGUGAGACAUGUUGUGGUACUCUGUGAAUCUCCAAAGCAAACGUUGCUUGUGCAGGAGCUGUGCCAAAACAUAAAUGAGAGUGUUCACAUGCAAGCAGUUCAUAUGCAAGCUGUUUUGCAGAGAGGUUACCUUAGAGCGCACAGACUUCGCAUUUAUAACUGGCUGAAGUCGCUGAAUCUAAGCAGGAAGUUUGCGAUUGAAAACUUCAACUUUCAAAGUGUGAAACCUGAAAGCACAGGUGUAGAACCAGAGAUACUACCUUCAUACUUCAACUCGAAGAAACUGGCUGUGAUUGAUUUGGAAAAAGGCGGCAAGACUGGAUUGUCUGAGAUUCAGCAGCUGCCAGCCAAAAAGCAGCUGUUCAGAAAGAGAGCGGUGUACAUCGUGACCGGUGGUCUCUCUGGGCUGGGCUUUGAAACGGUCAGGUUCAUCUCACAAAGGGGAGGGGGGUACAUCGUGAUUUUCUCCAGGAGCAAGCCCUCGGCCGACGUGCGGCAAGAAAUACUCAACAUUCAGCGACAGUGUGGAAACAGCAUCACCAGCAUGGAGUGUGACGUUUCUGUUUCAGAGCAUGUGCACAAGGCCGUUUCUGAAAUUGGCCAGAAGUUCAGUGGCUGUCCGAUCAGAGGGGUGUUUCACAGCGCGGUUGUCCUGCACGACGGUCUGAUCGAGACCCUUAAUAGAUCCCUUUAUGAGAAGGUUUUCAAACCUAAAGUAAACGGUGUCCUAAAUCUGCACCAUGCAACAAAGCACUGCCCUCUGGACUACUUUGUGUGCUUCUCCUCCAUUUCAGCCUUCCUGGGAAAUGCAUCCCAAACAAACUACUCAGCAGCCAAUUCCUUUCUCGACCUGUUCUGCCAGUACCGGCGCAAACGGGGGCUGCCCGGACAGUCCAUCAACUGGGGGGCUCUGAACCUCGGCCUGCUGCUGAACAAGGAGCACUUCCAUCGCUUUCUGGAGGCAAAGGGGAUUAUGGUGUUGGACAUUGCAGAAAUCCAUAAAAGCCUGGAGCAAUGCCUCGUCCUGAAUCGACCCCAGCAAGCCGUUUGCAGGUUUCACUUCAGGAACAUCAGAUACAACAUCCUCUCCCAAAAUAAAGCCUUGACCUUACGCCUGUCUGCGUUAGUCAAUGAGGCCUUACAGAAAUUCAAAGAGGAAGAGUCCAAGACUGGACAAACUGACUCUGUGUCACCAAAGGAAUACGUCUUCUCUCUGCUCGGCAAGACCAUCAGCGUGGAUCAGAGCGAGCUGAAGGACGACUCUCCUCUUUCCUCCUUGGGCAUUGACUCCAUGCAGGCCAUGACCCUGCAGAACAUGAUGUUUCAGGAGAGAGGCGUAAACGUGCCUCUGGUGAAACUGCUGGAUCCCAACGCCACAAUAUCAGCAGUGGUGACCAUACUGAGUGAAGCCGAGGGUACGCAUGUCCAUGAGAAGCCUCCAGUGGAUGAAGACGCGAGUGACUCUAAUGUUUUAACAAGAUUAUAAAAAUUAAAAAACAAAUCAAUCAGAUGGAUACUUAAUUACUUUUGA
Messenger RNA from Fundulus heteroclitus (mummichog), 6356 nucleotides. RefSeq names its product phthiocerol synthesis polyketide synthase type I PpsD. Gene Ontology annotation, biological process: fatty acid biosynthetic process. Bases 3 to 6311 code for a protein of 2102 amino acids. The record is from RefSeq and is a predicted model, not a curated record. Gene Ontology annotation, molecular function: fatty acid synthase activity; 3-oxoacyl-[acyl-carrier-protein] synthase activity. The transcript is spliced from 6 exons. NCBI's taxonomy places the organism in Eukaryota, Metazoa, Chordata, Actinopteri, Cyprinodontiformes, Fundulidae.